AUGGCUGGUCUCAAGGUUAUACUCGGCGGCGGGAUCUUUUGGUCUAAAGAUCAAUGGAAUGCUGACAAGCUGCAAAAGUUUCUUGGAUUUCUUGCCGCCGCAGAUGUCAAGGGCAUUGAUACUGCACAGACUUACGGGGAGAGUGAAGCAGUUCUCGGCGAAGCUGGCUCAAGAAGGAAAUUUGAGAUUGGUACCAAGCUGCCGGGAAUCACGGUUCCGGGGUCGUUUCAAACAGAGCAGGUGGUUGAGCGCACUCAAGAAUCUCUGCGGAAGCUCAAAGUCGACCAAAUCGACAUCCUUUAUCUUCACACCCCAGACCCUUCCAUACCUAUCGAACAGACUCUACAAGGCAUCCAGCAGCUGUACACCUCGGGCGCUUUUCGGCACUUCGGCCUAUCGAACUACACGGCUCAAGAUGUGCGCCAUAUCUACGAGCACCAGAAAUCCAAGGGCUGGGUCCUGCCUAGCGUGUACCAAGGAAGCUACAAUCCAAUCUCACGCCACUACGAGACAGACCUUCUCCCGCUUCUGCGCAAGCUAGGAAUAGCGUUCUAUGCGUAUAGCCCAACGGCUGGAGGUUUCCUGGCCAAAAGCAAACAGCAGGUCCUUGAUGGAGUCGGCCGCUUUGGCAAAGAUGGUGGAACCGAGGGCUUGUUUUACAACGAGCUCUACAACAAGCCGGCUUUGCUUGGUGUUCUGACUACGUGGUCUGAGAUCGCUCGAGACGCUGGCACCUCGCCUUACCACCUCGCCACCCGCUGGGUCUCUUACAACUCUGCCCUCAAACCAGAGAAUGGCGACGCCCUCAUAAUAGGUGUGCAUGGCUCGGAGCAGCUGAAGGAGAACCUCGCCGGCCUGAAGCAGGGUCCUCUUCCACCUAGCAUCGCUGAACGAGUCGACGCCGUUUGGGAAAGCGCACGUCAUGAGUCGACAGUCGUUGAUGCGAAUUUCGUCAUGAACGUGAUGAAGAAGAUCAGCCCAAAUUGA
Diaporthe citri is the source of this 987-nucleotide messenger RNA. RefSeq lists its product as uncharacterized. The record is from RefSeq and is a predicted model, not a curated record. Lineage: Eukaryota; Fungi; Ascomycota; Sordariomycetes; Diaporthales; Diaporthaceae. Gene Ontology annotation, cellular component: cytosol. Bases 1 to 987 code for a protein of 328 amino acids. The transcript has a single exon. Gene Ontology annotation, molecular function: oxidoreductase activity.